Molecule: messenger RNA, 996 nt
Organism: Pelobates fuscus (common spadefoot toad)
Lineage: Eukaryota; Metazoa; Chordata; Amphibia; Anura; Pelobatidae
Product: protein-glutamine gamma-glutamyltransferase E-like
Exons: 5
Coding region: 1-981 (326 amino acids)
Biological process (GO): peptide cross-linking
Molecular function (GO): protein-glutamine gamma-glutamyltransferase activity
Source: RefSeq, a predicted model, not a curated record
AUGCUGGAUGAAUUCUAUAUGCUACUUCUCUGUAGUCGGAGUGACUUUCUAACAAGAGUUAAAGUGAGCACUGCACACAUAACAAAAUUCCAGGCCUACAAGCUGUUCCAAAUCCAGCAGAACAGUAUGUUCCAACUGGGGCCCACUUCUCAGAAUGCUAUAAAAGAAGGAGAUGUUGAUAAAAAAUACGAUGCCAGCUUCCUGUAUGCAGCGGUAAAUGCAGAUGUGGUUGUUUUCAUUCAACAAAAUGAUGGAAGUAUCACAAAAGGAUCUACAGAUACUGUAUCCAUUGGCCCUCUUAUUUGCACUAAGGCAGUUGGCAUGAACUCUAUGAAUAACGUCACACAGGAAUACAAAUAUAGAGAAGGUACACCAGAAGAAAGACAGGUGUAUAGCAAAGCUCGGAGAUUAACCAGUGGAGCAGUAGGAUUUGUAGCCUUGCCUUCUGCAGGAGAAACUGCUAUAGCUCCAAACAGUGACCCUGUGGUGUCUGGAAAGAUAAUCAUCAAUGGAACCCCCACUGUAGGGGAUGAUAUCAAUGCUACCUUGUUUCUGAAGAACUUGACCUUGGCUAACAAAAAUGUCACUGCCAAUGUGAAUGCAAGUGCUAUUGUAUACAACAAACGUGUGAGACGGACAGUUUUCUCAGAUUCUGUAGCAGUACAACUGGGCCCUAAUGAAGAAAAACCAGUCACAUUACAAAUUCUUUAUUCUCAAUAUGAAAACUCGCUGACAACUGAUAAGAUGAUCCAAGUGUGCAGUGUCUGCCAAGUUGAAGGUUGGGGGGAGCUGUAUGUCGAAGCAAACAUCACACUUCAGAAUCCUCCCCUGGAAAUAAAGACUCUUGGACCAGCUGUUUUGGGUACACCGUUACAAGUGGAAGUCACAUUCACUAACCCUCUGUCCAUGCCAGUGGCUGAUUGUGUACUGACAGCAGAGGGCAGUGGUGUAACACAAGUGAUCCAUAAAAGGCAAGUAUAACUUUAGUGUGUAGAC